Messenger RNA from Pogonomyrmex barbatus (red harvester ant), 701 nucleotides. RefSeq lists its product as uncharacterized. The record is from RefSeq and is a predicted model, not a curated record. NCBI's taxonomy places the organism in Eukaryota, Metazoa, Arthropoda, Insecta, Hymenoptera, Formicidae.
AUUCAUUGUAUUGUUUAAACUAUAAUAUUUAUUUUAACAUAAUUAAAAAGUUAGAUCUAGUUUACAUUUCUUGUUACUUAUGAAAAAUGAAUUAAUUUGUACUCUGCUGAUUUAUAAUUACAUAAUCCAAAAUGUAAAAAAAACAUGGAUAUAAAAAUUGUGCUUAAGGUCAAAAUUAUGGAUUAGAGCUUGUCAUAGAGACGACUUAUUGUUAAAAACACCUACUGAAUUAUAUAAUAAUUAUAAAAUGUGCAAAUUGCAUUUUAAGAAGUAUAUGUUUCUCAAUUACGAACAAACAAGAUUGCAACCACAUGCUAUUCCAAGUUCUAUCUUGAUAAGCGAUAAAGAAGAUACAACACAAAAUGAAACAAGCGAAGUAUUAUUAGACACAGAGCCAUCAAUAUCAAUGUUAUCUUCGAUUGAAACACAAACAGAAAUAACAUAUUCAUCUUCAGUAGGAACACAAAUAUCAUUAUCAUUAUCUGCAAAUUCUCCAAAGGUUUAUCUAUAUCGAAAUAUACAAAAAUAUAAAAAGCAAACAGCUACUUUGGAAUUAACAAGUCAUCAAAAGGAUAAGGAAGAAGAUAUUAACAUUUAUUCACACAGCUGGAUAAAUUUUAUCCAAAAAAAAUGUCGGAUUUCUUGAAACAACAAGCACUUUUAUUACAAAAAACGCAAAAGAUAGAAGAUAUACUGCUGCA